Mus caroli (Ryukyu mouse) is the source of this 918-nucleotide messenger RNA. RefSeq names its product ARF like GTPase 3 (gene Arl3). The record is from RefSeq and is a predicted model, not a curated record. Lineage: Eukaryota; Metazoa; Chordata; Mammalia; Rodentia; Muridae. Gene Ontology annotation, molecular function: GTP binding; GTPase activity.
CCGCCCCAUCCCGCUGCUCGGUUCCUCCGCUGUGCGUGCGAGAGACGUCAGGGGCGGCGCCGCAGCAGUUACCCCUGGUAACGGGGGAGGCAGGAGGAGGAGGCGGAGGAGGAGGAGGAGGGACUCGGCUUGAGGAUGGGCUUGCUCUCUAUUUUGCGCAAAUUGAAAAGUGCACCAGACCAGGAGGUGCGAAUCCUACUCCUGGGCUUGGACAACGCGGGCAAGACUACCUUGCUGAAGCAGCUCGCAUCCGAAGACAUCAGCCACAUCACACCCACACAGGGAUUUAACAUCAAAAGCGUGCAGUCACAAGGUUUUAAGCUGAAUGUAUGGGACAUUGGCGGGCAGAGGAAAAUCAGACCAUACUGGAGAAGUUAUUUUGAAAAUACUGAUAUUCUUAUCUAUGUAAUUGACAGUGCGGACAGAAAGAGAUUUGAAGAGACGGGUCAGGAACUAACAGAAUUACUGGAGGAAGAAAAGCUGAGUUGUGUGCCCGUGCUCAUCUUUGCUAACAAACAGGACCUGCUCACGGCAGCCCCAGCCUCCGAGAUCGCAGAAGGGCUAAACCUCCACACCAUCCGGGACCGCGUCUGGCAGAUCCAGUCCUGUUCAGCGCUCACAGGCGAGGGCGUCCAGGAUGGCAUGAACUGGGUCUGCAAGAAUGUCAACGCAAAGAAGAAAUAAAACGGAGGCAGGCGGAUGGUGGCGCUGGAGCUGGGAGCUGGAGUCAGCCCGAGAAACACUGGGUUGCUGCUUUCUGACCAAAUGCUUUUCUGUCUGUGCACAGCCACAGCUGUGUGGCGGGCGGGGAGGGACAGCAGCCUGAGAAGGAUCCCCAUCCAAGCAGUAGAUUUUAACUGAUCUCAGAGGCUCGGUAUCGUUUUUCAAAUAAAGGAAUUCUAUUAUUUCCUCUGCAUA